This is a messenger RNA of Diabrotica virgifera virgifera (western corn rootworm), 1487 nucleotides long. RefSeq names its product musculin-like. NCBI's taxonomy places the organism in Eukaryota, Metazoa, Arthropoda, Insecta, Coleoptera, Chrysomelidae. The record is from RefSeq and is a predicted model, not a curated record. The transcript has 3 exons. Gene Ontology annotation, biological process: regulation of transcription by RNA polymerase II; developmental process. The coding region runs from base 156 to 575 and encodes 139 amino acids. Gene Ontology annotation, molecular function: protein dimerization activity; RNA polymerase II transcription regulatory region sequence-specific DNA binding; DNA-binding transcription factor activity, RNA polymerase II-specific.
AAAUGGGCGGGACAUGAUAAGCACACACGCCCCGGGGGUUUUCGGGACUUAACGCCCAAUUUGUCAAGAGACAAACACUAAUUGAUGUUUAAUGAGGCUGUAGUGGAUGUUGUGAUUUGUUUUUGUGGGUGAAGUGAGUGAUUUCCCGAUGUAGGAUGCCACGUAAGCGUCGCUCGCAAGACACAGAUUCUGAAGAUGAACACGACGAUUCGAGACGUCCUCAACGCAACGCUGCCAAUGAACGCGAGAGGGCGCGCAUGCGCGUACUUAGUAAAGCCUUUUGCCGUUUGAAAACCACUUUACCGUGGGUACCAGCGGAUACAAAAUUGUCAAAACUGGACACUUUGCGACUUGCUACUAGUUAUAUUGCUCACCUUAGAGCGAUACUGAUGGAUGAACCAGUCUCCGGUGAUAAUCUCCCAAAACAUCCCCUCACUCUGACAUGGCCCUUUACCUUCCAGAGAUGCCCCGAUUCCACAACAGAUGUAGUCGACGAAAGGGAUCAGCACGUAUGGGCCCAUGAAGGCCCCAUUCAGUCUAUCAUCAGGGAAAAGGACAUAUCUUAUUUCUACUAAUUCUAAUUUAUUUUCUUUUCGUUUAGGAGGAGCAUGUGAGCCGGCAAAACAUGGGCGUCAACGAGGGUUUUAUUAGAAAGGUUUUGAUUUUUUUUAAUAUUAGUUUAAGGUUUAUAGGCGAAGUAACGAAGCACUAAAAAGCCAAAAACCUAGGAAUAUUGUGCAAUACGAUGAAUUGUCAUGCAACUUUUUGCAUUCUAUUCAGGAGAGUGUCACGAGAGAGGAAAUUUUGUGAACUAAAUUAAUCUACGGUAGAUGAAAAUUGCAUUUUGGACAUAAGAAAAAUGCAUUUUAAAAGUGCAUCUCGAAGAGAUGAAAAAUGAAAAAUUAAGAACUCGGGAAAUACUGAAGGAAAUAAGUUCAAUUUUUAUACUCGGGGGGUUUUGGAGGUCGUUUAACACGAAUUUCAUUUCGGCGAUGGUCUCCAUAAGGUACCUGGUGCCCAGGUUGGAACACGUCGCCAGGAGUUUUAUGUUAUAAUCAUUCAAAAUCAGUCAAUAACUAUUACUUAGGGGUUUUGGGUCUACAGAAGAAUUCUACAUGUGUCCUGGACAAAACACAGAACCAACCUGUCACUUCUAGAAGAUUUUCAUAUAAAAGACGGGCUAUUAAAAAAACUAAACAGAGCAAGCCUAAAUUACUUAUAAGACCAUAAGUAAGAUCUCUAACACGAUGGGCAGACCAAAUGAAGGCUUUGGUGGGAAAAUUCCUAACAUAAAGCCGUCCAUCUGGCACAGGAUUGCAGCCAUGGGCGCCCAUACCCAUGUCAGGGGGGCCGUGGCCCCCCUAUCUUUUUGAGUGCCUUAAACUAUAUAUGGUUAUCCAAAGUAUACCAAAUAUAAUGUGCAACAUCUUCACGUUUGGCCCCCCUCCUAAAAAUUGUUAUAUGGGCGCCCGUGAUUGCAGCCAAUG